AUGGCCGACUUAACUGGUGUGGCAGAAGUCGAAGUUGAGGUGGAAACUAUGGUUGAACCUCACCAAGAAGUUCAAAUUGAGACACAGCCGAUGAUAGCCCUUCAGCCUCUGACCGAGCCUGAGAACGAAGAAAUCGUAGUUCAAACAACGGAAGAAGUUAUCGAGGAGUCAAAACACGCCAUCGUUGAAGAAGUGUCUAUUUCUACGACGCCUUCAGGCAAACAGAGAAAAAGCAGAGGAACAAGGACUAAAGGUCUGGGCAGAUCGGGAAAGGGUCAUGUUAACUCUACUACAUCGAGUGCGUCAAACGCCUCGAACAGUGAGAGAGGGGGUGGUAAUGGAGAAAGUGAACGCUCAGGUACGCGCAAAUGGGAACAAAAGCAAGUACAAAUAAAGACUCUUGAAGGCGAAUUCGCCGUCACAAUGUGGGCGUCGGGUACGUUCUGUAAAAUGGGCGCCCUUACUUUUCAGAUUAAGUUGGUUUUAAGCUUAAAUGCUGUUGCGAGGCGAGGAAAUCUUAUGUUUUUUAAUUUGUGUUUCUUCCCUGUACGUGCUAUGGUGACGCUGUAGAAGAGAAAAAAGCUCAACAGGAGGAAUUGAAUCAGUCUCCCGACUUCACGGAGUACAUGACAGGGAAGAAGAUACCUCCUGGAGGCCUUCCUGGAAUUGAUUUAAGUGAUCCAAAGCAGUUAGCAGAGUUUGCAAGGUAAGGUGACUUUUCGUCCAGUUUGGCAGCCAUGUUGAAAUCCCAUGACAAACAGCAGCCUUUGUUCAAAACCAAAAUGGCGGACUUCAUCAUGGCGGCCGCUCGUUCGAUGCAAAGUGAAAAUUUCGAAUUCUUCAUUUCAGCCUCAUUGUACGAUUUGUAUGAACGAGUAAAUCAAUGAAACUCAUGUUAAAGAAUUUUUCUGUGUGUGUUAGUCACCUCUUUUUGCGUUCAACAUUCAAAAUAGAAUAUCGAGGUUUUUGACAAACAAAGGGAUUUGCCUUCCGCCACGAAAUUAUUAUUGAGAAUCAAGUUGCUUGAAUAGUGCUUUAAUUUUCACCGCAAGUUCUUGUAACAGACUAUGAAUUUUUUCCAUCAAAUGCAUUUGAAUUGCCUGUCUGGCAUUAUUUUUGGUUGUAACUCAGAAAGAAGUCUCUAAUUUUGAUUUUUUCCCUAAAAGAGUCCAAAAAAUCAUACUGCAAACAUUACCUCACUAAUGCAAAGUGUAGCACAAAUGAAAGAGUGAUGAAAAUAUGAAAAUUCGUUUGAGUUGACUGUUUUUAGAUUGGAUGUAUUUAUUAAUGUACAAUUCCUAUAGCAUGACACAUUUGCACUUAGUUAUCUAACUGUCCUCAUAUAUUUUCCAUUACAUUUUAAAUUUCUCUGAGAUGCACUUUUUCAUUUUAUUAAAUUUCUGUAAAUGAAUCUUGAUCAGAGAAGGACCUUAUCAGAAUAUUAAAUGUAAUGUGUGAAUUUUUCAGGUUUUAUUUUCAAGUCUUAACUGUUACAGCCUUUUUGUGCUGUUGUAAAUGUACUUCAGUAAUCCUUGAAUUUUGCUUCUAAUUAACAUGGGCUGUGCCCACCCUUUGUAAACACUUAUGAAUGACCCACACGUGUUGAUCAAGCACAUUAUCAAUUUGAUCCUUUGCUAAGGGAAAAGAGCUAAAAAAGAGCAGUCUAAUAUUUAGACUUUAUUAUUGCUUUUAUAGUCAAGAUGUCAUUUAUGCUUUAUGAGUAAUAAAAAAAAAAAAGUAAUGUGUAGAAAAAACAAAAGAAAACUAAUUCUUGUUUCUUCGAAGUUCUCCCAAAAGGCCAGAGAAGCAAAUUUGUUAAAAAGAUCUGUAUUGACCAAUUGACUCUUUGUUAUGCAAACUUAACAAUAUGUAAAAAAAGGUGUAAAUUUCGUAUAACAAGCACUGUGAAAAAUGUAGAGCCUACUACUAGGUACCUUUACUGGAAGAAAAAAAUUCUAAAUUCUGUGAAUAACCAAUGGAAGCGCUUAGAUGAAUUAGAGAAUUUUAGACAAAUCAUCACCAGUCUACAUGUAACUAGCCUGUCUACAGACGUCCCCCCUCCCUCAGGAAAAAUCGGGAGAGGAGACGUCUGUGAAUCGCCGUCGUUAAUCGUGUUCCGGUAUAAAUUUGCAUAAAUUAUUUUUUGUUCUUUGGCUGACAGUUGAAAAGGCACAGGUAGAUCGAAAAAUAGCUCUGGCGUCUGUGCACAGGCUAGAUGAACAUCUUCACGUUGAAGAUGAUUACAGCCAGGUCAAGUGUGCCUCCCAAGAUCCAUUAAUGUAUUUAUUAUUCGAAAUUAAGUUGAACCGUUGGUAGUUGUAGAUUUCAGAUUCAUCUCUGUGUGCAUUUUUGCAUGCGUAAUGAGCUGUGAAUUCACACGCGAUUUAGUUACGAAAUUUGUACCGGCUCAGUUUCCCUGAAUUUGAUGUAAAUGUCUUCUAAGGCAUUUAAUCCAUUCAAAGAUUUUCAAUCUGACCAAAUGCAGAGAAGUUCUCUUAAAAUAUUCACUGCUCAUUACGCAUACAGGAAUGCCGAUUUAAAUUUGACACCAGUUAUGGGAACGACUAACAGAUUCAUUUUUUCAAAUAAUCAAUUCAUUAACAGAAUCUUUUUGGGGUAAGCUUGACCCGCGGCCUUGGCUGUUAACGUUGGAUUUUGUAUGCCUUCUCUUUUAUUUACAAUAUUGACCAGUACAGACAGAUGCAUCCGCAACCGGUGCAGCAAACAUCGGUGGUCUUACCUUCUCAUGCCUUUUCGAGAGAGCCGAAAUACAAAUACCGGUAAACAAAUAUGAAUGUCCACAUAGGCUGAGCUUUUCCCCGGGGAAUCUAUUCUGAGGUUCAUUCACCAAUCACAACACCGGAAAUUAUUUGCGUCAUGGUAUUAACAUUACAACCAAUCAGAGGCUGUCCCCAACAUUCCGGGGAAACGGGAACACGAUUAUCGUCGGUGAUUCACAGAUGUCUCCUCUCCCGAUUUUUCCUGAGGGAGGGGGGACGUGUGUACACAGGCUACAUGUAACCAGCCAAACAACAAUGGUUAACUGUAAGUUCUUGUCAUUGUGAGAUUUUACAAAAUGUAUUUUAUACUCUCUGUCUUUUAGAAUGAGGCCCAAGAAAAUGAAGGAAGAGGAAGGAGCCAGAACGAUAGCAUGUCCACAUAAAGUAGGUUCUCUCUUUCUGUUCAUGAAAUUUAAUCAAUGGUGUUCUACUAUGCGGUCUCUGAAGACUCAGCUGGGCUACAUGAAACAAGAAAAUGGCUGUUCAUUCUUUAGGAGAAAAUACUCUGCACUACUCUGCCCCACCCUGACAUUGUUUCUUGUAGUUUUGCCACUUGUUCACAAUAAAUUAUUUUAUUUUGUCUCUUCACUGAGUUGGAUCGCCACUGUUAACUCUUUAGUGAACUAGCAUCACCUUUAGUUGGGAAUCAAUUACUCUCAGGUGCUUAGUGCUGGUGAAAUAAAGUUACAGGUGUAAGGUCCAGCUUGUGUUUAGCUAGACAUCUUACCUUGCCAGAGAGUAUAAGAUCUUGUUAUAACCACUUGCAGUUGAAAAGUCUCACUUACAAUGUAUAUAUGUACCAGUUUUUUCAUAUUCAGAACCAAGAGCUCAAACUGAGGACACAAUAGCUGUUUUAAUUCAUUGUCUCUCUGGUGUGGUUGAGUUGAAAAGGAUUUAUUGAAGAGGCAAAACCACAGUUAAAUGGAUGGGUAAAUGUGUAGUGGAAGGUUCCGUAAACUCUUUUGUAGCAAUGAGCUUAUUUGUCUGUUGUUUUAUUCUUAGGGUUGUACAAAGAUGUUUAGAGAUAAUUCUGCGAUGCGAAAACACUUACAUACUCAUGGGCCACGAGUUCACGUCUGUGCAGAAUGUGGCAAGGUACAUAUCCUCAUCUCCAAUGGUGUAUUUAACAUGAUUUUGACUUUUUGAACAUAUUUAGGGUGGCCAGGCAGUGAAUUAAAUAGCUGGGGAUUUCUUUUGGUUUUAUUUUGCUUCUAUUUUCCUACAAAAGUAGCUGUGGGGUCACAAUCCUAAAAGGUGGGGGAAGUCCCACCUGCCAGCCCUUAAUGACAGCCUUGAUGAUAACAUAUAUAUUAUUAUUGUUUUCCACACUUGUAUCGUCAUUGUCUAAAUUUGGUUUUGUUUUUCAUGGGCUAAUCAUGCAGGCUUUUGUGGAAAGUUCGAAGCUCAAAAGACACCAGCUCGUUCAUACUGGAGAAAAACCUUUCCAGGUAAGUUUUGCCCCAUUAUUAAAUCAAUGAGCUCAUUGUAUUUUAGAUACUGGUUUGUGCAAAGUUUGGAUUAAAAAAAACAAUCCAGUCAAAAUAUGCUGGCAGCUGGCAAUUUUGCCACUUUCAGUGGCAUAUAGAUUUAUUAACAUUGAAUAAUGACCACACAAAUUUAGGUCUUUGCGGCCUGUUUCUGUUGUUAUCUGGCCUACUAUUAUAAAGCAUUUUGAAUGGCCUGAAAGUAUAGAUGGUAAAUGAUAUCAUGGUUAAUUUGGUAAUUGUUGACUUAGAUUGUUGUUGUUUUGUCCCUACAGUGCACAUUUGAAGGCUGUGGAAAAAGAUUUUCUCUGGAUUUUAACCUUCGAACCCAUGUUCGCAUUCACACUGGUGACCGCCCAUAUGUCUGCCCUUUUGACUCCUGUAAUAAAAGGUUUGCGCAGUCAACAAACCUCAAGUCACACAUCUUGACACACGCAAAAGGAGGAAAAUAGAAUUAACCGCUCAAGGACAUUGACAAUUUGUGUACAGAUUUUCAGGAAUGAAACCUUUUUAGACUUAUUUACAAAACAAAGUCUUUGGUUCUGUAAGACAGCUAGGACCUCUUAGAUAAUACGUUGUACAUUUUACACUCAUAUGACCAGAUGCUAUUUACUUACACAAUCCAGCAUAGCAAAACGUCCACCAUACAUUCGACUUUCCAUUGCUGGAGACUCUCCCUCUAGAGAUUGGAAGUUGAAGUGGAACAGACACUAACCACAAGGAGAUGUUCUUAGAAGUGGACUUUUCAAGGCUGUCAUGUUAGAUUUUAAGCUAGUCAGCCCCAGGGAAAGGGCUUUAAUUUAUCAUCGUAUCAGCAGAAAAACAAACCAUUCCUUUUGUCAGGGAUAUUGUUUGUUUCACUCUGCAGACUCAAAUUGUUGGAUUUGCAUCUUACGAACAUACUUUUAAGCCCAUGUUUUCAAACAAGGUUGACUCAUUCUUUUGACAGAAAGUGUGAUUGCAAAAACAGGAAGAGCUUAAUUUUUAUUCCAGGCGCGUGAUGGUACCUUAUGAUUCUAAUAUUUAUAGGAUCCUGUCGAAAAAAAGGCUAUGUCUUGCACUGAGAGUGUUUUUAGCCUUGUUGACUUCAAAGGUUUAGACUAAGAAAAUCAACUUCAUUUAUUGAAAGGAUGUGAUAAUAUACAGUGAUGUAAUCUAUCUUAUAAUGUACCAAAUGUUCAAGUACUGUUAUUGUCAAACUUAUUGAUAACUAUAAAGUUAAAGCUAUUUUAUCUUGAUUCUGAGAGUGACCUCGGUUAUGGUAGUCAAACUGCAAGGAAUUCAAAAACUGUCUUAGAUCCCAGUCAGUGUCUUCACACAUUGUUACUUUCAGCGCAUUUAUACUUAACAAAACUUGACAAUGAAAUGCACAUUCGUGAUAUUUAAACUCAAAUUAUAAAGUGGUGUUUGCCUUCUGGGGACGAAAGGCAUGACAAAGCCCUGAGAAUGUCUGUGUAGGAUGCCAUAUAGCAGGUGUUGAUCCAGGAAAAAAAUGUGAUCGUUUCCUACUAAUAUGGGCACCAGGUGCCCCCUUCUAGCAGAAUCCAGGGACAUGCAGCAACCCCAAAAUAUAAAUUUGAACUCCUGAAAAGUUAUUUUCCUUCCAUUGGGUCUUCACCUCUGCUUUAGGCCAUAAAUAAAUUGCAGCAUAAGGGCAGUUGCUUACUUGUUGUCUUAAAGUCGACAUAGAACAUGGAUUUGAAGAGGGGCUACAUUUAGAGAAACAAGCUGAAAUGAAUAUGAUUUUGCUACGUACCUGGUUCCAGUAAUAUUGUAUUGUUUUGUGAAAGUAUAGAACUCCUUUACUAUAAAAACCUGUUUUCCAUUGAUUGUGAUGAGGAGAGCCUUUCUUUACUGAAACUUGCUGGGUGUGUGGUCACCAUGCCAUGCAAAAUACAACUUAGUAGCUGACCUGUUAAUGUCAAAAUAUAAUUCUGUACAUCUCUUGAUUGUUGAUUUUGUAGAUACAAAUGUUUCAAGUUCUCUUGUGUGUAAAUAUGUGUUUGCUUAUUUUGUCAGCUUCUUCAUUACUAGUGUAAAGUGAAGGGAUUGGUGGAUUAAGUAACUGAAGGGUCGAAGUUUUGAAAUUUAAGACAAGCAUGCAAUAUUAUUAUUGUAUACCAAAUUAAUAAAGUAACAAUGUGGACUGUUCAGUCAGGAAAAUGUUUUUAUUUUCCUUUCCAGUAUCAUCAUGCAGGGC
Molecule: messenger RNA, 6464 nt
Organism: Porites lobata
Lineage: Eukaryota; Metazoa; Cnidaria; Anthozoa; Scleractinia; Poritidae
Source: the annotation of a GenBank genome assembly